Messenger RNA from Liolophura sinensis, 3936 nucleotides. RefSeq names its product FAST kinase domain-containing protein 1, mitochondrial-like. The transcript has 7 exons. Gene Ontology annotation, cellular component: mitochondrial matrix; ribonucleoprotein granule. Bases 185 to 2998 code for a protein of 937 amino acids. NCBI's taxonomy places the organism in Eukaryota, Metazoa, Mollusca, Polyplacophora, Chitonida, Chitonidae. The record is from RefSeq and is a predicted model, not a curated record. Gene Ontology annotation, biological process: regulation of mitochondrial mRNA stability; mitochondrial RNA processing. Gene Ontology annotation, molecular function: RNA binding.
AGUGGUACUUAACAAAAGGGAUGUAUUCCUGUAAUAUCAGGAGUUGUCUCCUCCUUAAUUCAGUUCUGUAUGCACGUGCUACCCGUAGAGAUGUUGUAGAUAGAAUCUGGACGUGUGUUGAGUGACAUGGUUAGAAAGAAUGUGGCCGACACGUAAUAGGUGACAGGAACUGGCAAGUUAUGACAUGAUGUGUGUCUUAGGGCAUAUGAAAGUAAUUCUGACUGAUCGUGGGAACUGCUUGACAAUGUGCUACUCUAGGUGCAGGGUCAUUUAUAACGCUGUCCUUCCCUGCAGAUCAUUUCAGAAAUAUUCUUCAGGUGUCCUACUAUCUUCAAACUGGAAGAGGACCCAACUCCCCAAGCCGCACCUGCAGAAAAGCUUUGUGUCUGAUCAUUGUUCUGUGCUUUAUUUGCGAGACAGAAAAACCCGGACGAAAGAUGUUCUGCAGCAGACCCUGCCUUGCCAUCAAAGACACAUGCAUUUCUGUACUGCCACAGCCCCAUUUGACAUGUCAGGGUUUUCUGAUGCUCCAAGUUUGUUAGAUGCCAUCUCCGAGCAGUCCAGAACAAAAUCUGUCUCAGCGGAGGAAGCAGCCGCCUGCCUACAAACAGUGCAUUAUCUGGCAUAUGACAGCUUAAAACAUUUACAAUGGCUCCAUAUUCAUAAUGGAUCAUUGGCAUAUAUGCAACUACUUAUGAAUGAUAAAUUGACAACAGCAAUGGGAGAUAUUCUGGGAAGCUCAGGAUUUAGAUUCCUUCUGGAACGUGUGGAGAGCAAUUUAGAAACAUUGAGUACAGAAGACCUGACUUUAACUUUACUGUCACUCUUAUGGCUCGGGAUGGAGAAGCACCACAUUACAAUUAGAAGUAUGUUUCUAGAAAUGCAUGAUCGAGUGGAAACUAUGACACUCAGUCAACUCCUAACCAUGUCAGAUUGCCUGCGGGCAUUAAGACGAACUGAUAUACUUUUAGUGGGUAAAGUUGUGCAGAGGUUUGUCGAACUUGUCAAGCUCAAAGAUAUCAAGCAAAUGUCAGAAUCAGAGUUUUCAGUUAUUGCUCGUUUAGGAACAAAUGUUUGGAAUGUACAAAGCAAUCAGGCCACACUAAAGUUGGCAGAAAUAACGUCAGACUGGCUUAAUCAGGUUGAGAACAUUUCUGAUGUAAACGUUUUGAGUACUUAUUGUCGUUUGGCAAAGCGUCUUCGGACUUCUCAAAUAGAAGGGAUAAAAAUAGCAAAAGAUAAACUUGAAAAACUAGUCAAAGGUUGCUCGGACCGCUUGCAUCCUUAUCACAUAGCGGAGAUUGCACACAGCCUGAAAACUUCAAAUCAAUACGUCCAGGGUAUCUCAGAUAGUCUUCAGAAGCGCAGUCUAGAGUUGAUACGGUCAGGUGAGCUGAGCAAAAUAGGGGAGAUAGUCAAUUGCUGCUAUGCCCUUAACAGGCAAAUUUCAUACGCAGACAAGCUCUUGGUGGAGGGUACACUGUACCGCAGGAUGAAAGAUGCAGAUGUUCUCGUGCUGUCUAACAUUGCAGAUAUACUGGUGGACAUUGACUGCAAGAAUCAAGACAUCAUCCAUCUGUUUAUAAAGAUGGUGCAGAAGCACAUGCUGCACAUUUUGAAUUUUGUUACCCGUUUAUCCAAAAUUUUGCGUUUCUUGAACCUGAAUCAGUGUCAGCGCAUUGGAGGAUACGAUGAUUUGUACACAGCCAUUUUCCAGCAGCUUCAUCAGCAACAGGGCAUUCAUGUGUGGAGCAUCUCAAACUUGUCAGCAUUUCUGCUCCGUCAUGUUGACACCGUCAUCCCGGACCGACUCUAUGAGCGACUGAUGGUAGCUAUUCCACAGUGUGACCUGUCAGAAAUCCAGGCCAUCAUGACCGGACUCGGCAAGAUUCGCCGUCCUCGCAUACGCAUGCUGCAGAGCCAGGUGCAAAACCUUCAAAGUCUCAUUCAGCAAAAUAUUUCCAAACAAGUCGAUAAAAUUAACUCACUGGACAUGCUUCAUCAGAUGGUUGUCUCUCUUUGCCUGAGAUUUGAGGUGAAAGAUGUGAAUCUUCUUAAUGCCCUGAUGGACAAUUACCCCAAGUUCACAAAAAAUCUAAGUCAGGGAGGCUUCAUCAAAACUUUAAACAUUUUGAACCAGCUGAUGUACUACAGUCCACGCAUUCUUGAUGAUUUAAGUCAGUAUGCCGUCCAUAACCAUGUCGAUCUGGGAUUGGAUAGGUUCAGCUAUUUUGUGAAGACUCUGGCAUACAUCGGCUACGUACCUGUUAAUGUAGAGGCCGUUUCCCAGAUUUGUGUUCAGCUGUUUGAAGAAUCUGCAGAUGUCCUUGACCUUCCGGACAGAUUAUCAUUUGUCCUGGAUCUAUGCAAACUGCAGAUUUUUCCUGAGCGUAUUUUAAAUUCAGUUUUCAGUGUGGAAUUUAUUGAAGAAGUUGACAAAUACAUAAACGAUCACGGUGAAAGCUGCCACAGGGUGGAGGAGACUUUCAUGAAGCUGAAUCGCAGCAUGGUGCUGGAGUGUCCCAGCUUGGAUAUCCCAUGGUUCCAUGAGCAGUAUUGUCUUGACCACAUAUCUCAAGGUGACCCUGAAAGGAAUUGGAGACUGACAAAUUUCCGCGCAAAUGUGGAAUCGGUGCUUCAAGAGGUGCUGGGAGGAACAAAGUUUUAUGGGACAUCCUGUUACACACCUCAUUAUUACUACCUUUUGGAUUUUGAGUGUCUGCUAAGCUCUAAAGGACAUGUACUCCCAUAUACCGCUUCCAGCAUGGACAAUUCUCAACAGCUUGGAUUUCAAAGGGUUGCCAUCUCCAUCCUAACCCAUUCUCGGUAUUGUCGCAACGAGAAGCGCCUGAUUGGCUCGGAACAGAUGAAGAAGAGGCAUUUGGAAAUAAUGGGCUACAAAGUCGUUGAGGUGCCUAUAUUUGAGUGGAAAUCAAUGGCUCUAAGUGAACACCCUGCCAGGGCAGACUACCUGAGACAGAAAAUCUUUUCUCAUUAAACUUUGAAGAGCUGACACCCAUUUACUAAAGGAAUAUUUCCUUCAUCAUUGCAAACUUGUCCAAACUUGCCUAUAGUUGCUCAGCAUUUUGUACUUGAAGUGUGAUUUCCAAAGCAACAUUGUCAAAAUUUUUCACAACAAAAAUGGUAUUUUAUUCCUUUCACAUGUCAGCUACAAUAAGAACCUUUUUAAGUACAUUGGCCUAUGCAACACUCAAAUAUAUUUUUCUCUGGGGCCUUAUUUGAUGUGUUCAGAAUCUUGCUUCCGAAACAAAUCUAAGAUUGUUUUAGGAUGACAUUCAAAAGACAAAGACAAAGAAUAGUAACGUGGACAAAAGGUAAAAAGAAAAUGGGGUUUGUAUGGGGCCUUCAAAACCUUGAAAAGUCUGGAAUUGGAAAAUCAGGGGUUUUGUAGUUGGGCUUGGAAAAGCCUUUCUUAAAAUUCAGACUAUUAAACAAACUUGAAUUAAUGUGUCAUGUAUGUGUGAAAGACUGAAAGUUCCACUAAUGUAGGUAAUUGUACACUAGUUUAAGCUUGUAUGUGUUGAAUAUUUAUUCCAAAUGCUCUGGAAAAUAUGAAUUUUGGGCCUGGAGAAGCCAUGGAAAACCCAGGAAAUUUAAAUAUUGUAUAAACUCUUGGAAAACUGGUUGUGAGUGCUCCAUAAUCUUACCUGUAUUUACAGCAGAUGUCUUGUAUAAGAUGAAGGUUUGAAUGAGAUCUAUGUGGAUUUCAGGGAUCAUUUUAUUUCCUUGAAAAAUCUAUUCAAAUAUAAAUGGUGUGACCUUGUAAAGAUAUGUAAGGAGAAAAAUAAAUACUGACAUUUAAACUUGGACAUUGCGUCCAAAGUUCUUUUUUUUCUAGAAUACUGUCAAUAGUAAGAUGUUUUACUGAAGUGUUGUUCAUCUGUGUACAAUUUUGUUCAUAUAAAAUAGUGUUGU